Molecule: messenger RNA, 666 nt
Organism: Tachyglossus aculeatus (Australian echidna)
Lineage: Eukaryota; Metazoa; Chordata; Mammalia; Monotremata; Tachyglossidae
Product: vomeronasal type-1 receptor 51-like
Exons: 3
Coding region: 1-666 (221 amino acids)
Biological process (GO): G protein-coupled receptor signaling pathway
Cellular component (GO): membrane
Molecular function (GO): pheromone receptor activity
Source: RefSeq, a predicted model, not a curated record
AUGAAGGCCGUCCUGAGGAGGAUUUUCUCUGGCAUCUUCAUUUCUGGAGUGGUCACUGUGUCAGCAUCAGCUCAGCGUCUGCUGCUCCUGCAGAUGGACGUUGGAUGUAAGACAUUCGCCUAUGUGUAUCGGGUGACCAGAGGCCUCUUCAUCUGCACCACUGGCCUCCUGAGUAUGGCCGAGUCCCUCCCAAACUCGAUCGUGGAUAUCAACCUCUUGUUCAAUACCGUUGCAUCUCUCAACGGGACCAGCUGCGAGCCCACAUUCAGUGAUGACUACUGUUCUGUCAGGCCCAUCAGCAGCCUCGUAGGGCUCUUCCUCUUCUUCUUGGCACUCCGUGAUGUCCUGUCCUUGGGAAUCAUGGGAAGCUCUAGUGGCUACAUGGUCGUCCUCCUUUUCCGACACAGUCGGAAGGUCUGGCAUCUCCACGGCCAACACCCACCUCCUCGGAAAUCCCCAGAGACGAAAGCAACCCAGACCGUCCUGCUGCUGGGCAGCUGCUUUGUGGCCUUCUACUGCAAAGACUUCAUACUGUCACUGUUCCUCGGGAGUUUCCUCAGGAACAACAUCAUCCUUCUGAAUGCGAAUAUGUUUGCGGUCAGCAUUUAUGCCACCGUCAGCUCUGUCUUGCUGCUAAGCGGUAACUCCAGGUUUGCCAGGUUCUGA